This is a messenger RNA of Mesitornis unicolor (brown roatelo), 1113 nucleotides long. RefSeq names its product potassium voltage-gated channel subfamily D member 3. Gene Ontology annotation, biological process: potassium ion export across plasma membrane; protein homooligomerization. Bases 1 to 1113 code for a protein of 370 amino acids. The transcript has a single exon. Lineage: Eukaryota; Metazoa; Chordata; Aves; Mesitornithiformes; Mesitornithidae. Gene Ontology annotation, molecular function: A-type (transient outward) potassium channel activity; protein binding. Gene Ontology annotation, cellular component: neuronal cell body; voltage-gated potassium channel complex; membrane. The record is from RefSeq and is a predicted model, not a curated record.
AUGGCAGCGGGAGUAGCAGCGUGGUUGCCCUUUGCCAGGGCAGCCGCCAUAGGAUGGAUGCCAGUGGCCAACUGUCCCAUGCCACUGGCCCCAACGGAGAAAAACAAGCGGCAGGACGAGCUGAUCAUUCUCAACGUGAGCGGCAGGCGUUUCCAGACCUGGAGGACUACUCUGGAGAGGUACCCGGACACUCUCCUGGGCAGCACCGAGAAGGAGUUCUUCUUCAACGAAGACACUAAGGAGUACUUCUUUGACCGGGACCCUGAGGUCUUCAGGUGCAUCUUAAAUUUUUAUAGAACUGGCAAGCUGCACUAUCCCAGGUACGAGUGCAUCUCUGCGUAUGACGAAGAGCUUGCCUUCUACGGGAUCCUCCCCGAAAUCAUUGGGGACUGCUGCUACGAAGAGUACAAAGACAGAAAGCGGGAAAACGCGGAGCGGCUGAUGGAUGACAACGACUCGGAAAACAACCAAGAAGGGUCCAUGCCAUCCCUGAGCUUCCGGCAGACCAUGUGGCGAGCCUUCGAGAACCCCCACACCAGCACCUUAGCCUUAGUCUUUUACUACGUCACCGGUUUCUUUAUUGCUGUCUCUGUGAUCACUAAUGUCGUGGAAACUGUCCCUUGCGGCACGGUGCCUGGAAACAAGGAGCUUCCAUGUGGGGAAAGAUACGCAGUGGCUUUCUUUUGCUUGGACACAGCUUGUGUGAUGAUUUUCACAGUUGAGUAUCUGUUGAGACUCUUUGCGGCCCCAAGUCGCUACAGAUUCAUCAGAAGCGUGAUGAGCAUCAUCGACGUGGUGGCCAUCAUGCCGUACUACAUCGGCUUGGUGAUGACCAACAACGAGGACGUCAGCGGAGCCUUUGUGACACUAAGGGUUUUCAGGGUUUUCAGGAUUUUCAAGUUCUCUCGCCAUUCCCAAGGCUUAAGAAUCUUGGGCUACACUUUGAAGAGCUGUGCCUCCGAGCUUGGCUUUCUCCUCUUUUCCCUCACUAUGGCAAUCAUCAUCUUUGCAACUGUGAUGUUUUAUGCAGAGAAAGGGUCCUCGGCAAGCAAAUUCACCAGUAUUCCUGCUUCCUUUUGGUACACUAUUGUCACCAUGACAACACUGGGGUGA